Stylophora pistillata is the source of this 2186-nucleotide messenger RNA. RefSeq lists its product as uncharacterized. Lineage: Eukaryota; Metazoa; Cnidaria; Anthozoa; Scleractinia; Pocilloporidae. The record is from RefSeq and is a predicted model, not a curated record.
UUUAGAUUAUGCGUUUGAAAUCGUUGAUUUUUAAGAAGAAAUAGGUCAACUAGCGAUGUAAACUGCGUUCGAGUGUGUAGCCUCAUUUCCAUGCUGAUCCGUGAGCUGGGCAAGAAAACAUUCCCUUAACUCGAAACGUGCUCCACAAUUUAACUUUGGUCAUGAGGUCUUUCUCUACAAGAAUCGGGUGUCAAAUAUUUUCUGUGGCGAUGGUUGAACGAAACUCCCAUUUUUCGGUUCCUGCUCCCUGACUAUAAAGCUCAGGACGAGCAAAAGCGACGUGAUUCCCAGGCACCAUGGAUAAUACAAAUGAGAUGACUGCAAUGAUAUCAAAAGAGUUGGAACCAAACUUUCAACGAAAGAACACUUGGUCCAAGUUCAUCUCCGGCUGGAUGAUUUUCAUGAUUAUUCCCGGAUUGGCUCCAGUUUCGCUUUGAUUCUCUAAAGCUCGGGAAUAGCAAAGGCGACGUGAUUCCCAAGCACCAUGGAUCAGGAGACAAAUGAAAUGACUUUAAUGAUAUCAAACCGUCAACGAAAGUGCGCUUUUUGCAAGUCCACCUUCAGCCGGAUGAUUUCCAUCAUUAUGUAUUUAUUGCUGUUACUGUCUGAAGUAGUGGUUAUUUUCGCUUUCAUUUAUCAUUUUGGAAAAACAAUAUCGCCCGUUUUCACCUCGAAGAGGUUAACAGCCACGAACAUAACAUCUAGCACCAAAAAUACCUCUCACAUAUUUCCAAUACAUCUUGUGCGCUACUUAGGUAUGACAGAAACUUACUCCACAUUGAUAAUGGCCCUGAAUUGUUUGGACACAGUGAGCUGUUGGAUCUUUCUCGGAGCAGUUUUCAAAUCUCCGCAUUUCACCGGCUUGUGCCCUCUGAUAAAAAAUCUUAUUCGUUUGCCGAGAUUUUGGACCUUAAUGUUUGUAUUCGUGCUCGUUGUCAUGGGAAAUGUUAUUGACAGCGCAAGUUCCUCACUCGUCACACCCGUUUACAAAUUUAGAACUAUGGUAGCAGUUUGCUUUACGUUCUCCCUGGAUGCAUUCUUUGUGACAAUGAUUCUUGGAGCUCUUAACGAAAUGAAAGUCCGCCAGAUGGCACCGGGACAAGUGCACUUAAUAUUUAAGGGGGCCCUGAUUGUCUUCUGCUUUCGAUUGCUUGUAUGUCUGAUUACUACAAUACUAUACUUAACUGUAGUCUUCUAUUUGAUUGCUGGAGUGAAGGAUAGCUAUUGGCGAAAGGGAGGCACGUUUAUAAACUGUGUAAGUACUUUUCUUUUCCUGCCAUUUUACAAGAAAGGAACUGAACUUGUGUGGACAAAAAUAUUUCGUGAUGACAAGUUUAUUAUAGGAAAAAUUAGAGGCCCUGAGAGACAAGACAGUGGUUUAGAUAGCGGAAUCUAGGCUGUUUGAAAAUUAUCAAUGACUUUCUCUUCAGCAGUCCGAAGAAGUAAUGGGUUCUGUAGCUCUACCUUUAGCAAUAAUACUGUCAUAACAUUUGAUUACUAAGCAAACCACUUACAUAUCUGUAAGCUACUGCAAGUGGGGAGUUCAUGUCUUAAAAUACCAACAACUUGGCUAGUAGAUAGACAGUGCAUCGCUAACUUUCCAUAAACAAAUUGCGAUAAAUCAAGUCGAAACUACUCGGCGGCAAUAGAAACUGCCAAAGGAUAACAAUUAAAACUGUCAUAAAUCAUUAACCGAGAGCAAUCGAUGAUUGCAUGUAUCUAUGGAUAUUAGUAUAGUGUGAUAUAAUUACUUUCAAAAGUAUUAGAAAACCAAGCGGAAAGAGUUAUAUUUCUUGUUAUGAGUGAUCAAUCUCCCAAUCUAAAAGUGUUUCAACUCCAAAAAUAUCCGCUCAGUACUCUAAAAUGAGCGUUUUCUACCAUGAUUUCCAAGUUCGAUUCUUUUUGCCUGCGCCUUUGACGUAAAAACAGGAAGCGGCCGCUCAAGAGUCUUGGGUCUAAGGUCAAUUUUUUCUCUAUUGAGAGUGGUGAUAAAUUAUUUGGAUAAACUGCUUAAUUUGGCAAUAGAUUAGAUUAGGCCAUCCCCACUCCUGCUGGGAGCAUAGGGCGUCGACCAUGGACCAUCAACGGACCCUGUUUUUGGCUGUUCCUUUUGCCUCUAGUCAGGUGUUGUUUAUGUUUCAAAUAUUUUUUUAAUAGUUGAAGAGAGUUCCGAAAAAAGUAGUUUC